AUGAAGUACUCUACAAUCUUCUCAGCCAUUAUUGGCAGUGCGUCAGCAUCCGUCCUCCCACGCCAGGCUUGCUUGCCUCUCAAGCACAGUGUGGCUCCAGGACCCGUUCCAAACACUGUUGAAAGCUUUGGAAAUUACCCCUUCUACAGCGAAAUCGCAAAGGUCGUCGUUUCACCUGCAGGCUUUGAGCCCAUUGCCAAAGCUGCUUCGGCUGCCGUCAAUUCGGCUAGUUAUAUGCACAUCAUCAACCUCGACUCUUAUGACGUUUCUGCAUGCGCUCAGCACUGCGAUGCAACUGGUGGAUGCGAAGCUUGUGAUCAGGCCAUCAACGAGGCCGACAUCACAAACGAAGGUCAGGGACGCGGCCCUAUCGAUGCCAACGGCCAGGCGUUCGAGGUCGUCAUUCGCGGCUCGAAUGCCAAGGAGACUGUCACUGUAACUGUCACUGCUCCAUGCACUGCAAGUUCCAUGGUCGACGCAUUCACCAAUCCUCUUGUGCCCUUCUUGACGCCCGGACCUGUUGCCUUCCCCAAGUCUUCCUCCGCUAGCACGACUUCAACUACCCAUUCUGCUUCCGUAACGAGUGCUGUUGUCGGCACAAGCUCUUCGUCCAAGAGCACUCGAUCGGCUAUGUUCACGCCAUCGCUCAUUAGCGAGCCUCUAACAUGGAGCUUUGCCGCGCCCACGACUUCUACUAAAAGCAUUGCAUCAGCGACGAAGGUUGCUGUCACCACGCUUGCAUCUUCGUUUGUGCGUCAAAUUUGGUAG
This is a messenger RNA of Parastagonospora nodorum SN15, 768 nucleotides long. RefSeq lists its product as hypothetical. NCBI's taxonomy places the organism in Eukaryota, Fungi, Ascomycota, Dothideomycetes, Pleosporales, Phaeosphaeriaceae. The record is from RefSeq and is a predicted model, not a curated record. Bases 1 to 768 code for a protein of 255 amino acids. The transcript is spliced from 3 exons.